This is a messenger RNA of Anastrepha ludens (Mexican fruit fly), 5862 nucleotides long. RefSeq lists its product as uncharacterized. Gene Ontology annotation, biological process: DNA integration. The transcript has a single exon. Gene Ontology annotation, molecular function: nucleic acid binding. The record is from RefSeq and is a predicted model, not a curated record. The coding region runs from base 1 to 5862 and encodes 1953 amino acids. NCBI's taxonomy places the organism in Eukaryota, Metazoa, Arthropoda, Insecta, Diptera, Tephritidae.
AUGAAAUCUUCGGGUGAUCGCGCCUACGAAAAAUCCGGCGAAGAAGUACCGCGUUAUAACCUCCGUCAUAAGAAACGCGUCGAGAAAGUUCGCGAAGCCAAAAUGGCCGACAAAAAUGGUGAAAGAAGUUCGAGUGACGACGAAAAUGAUUGCGCGAUAGUUCAGCAAGACAAAGUGAUCGAAGAACUACGCGAGCAAAUAAAAGCCUUGCAAAAGUCGCUAGCGUCAUCGGAAAAGGAAAAAGUCCAAUACAUAGAAGCCCUAAAUCAACAAACCGCUAACAACGUCAUCAGUGCCGACGUACCUAGCAUCGAAGCUAUUCCUGUUAGCUUCAAGCCAACCGAAGUUACCUCUGCCAACUUCACAACAGUCAGCGCUACUUCUGCCAGCGCUAUUCCUGCCGAGACUUAUUCUUUUAAUAACAAUUAUGCCAACGCCAACGCCACCUACGCCAGCGCUACUUCCGCCAACGCCAACUUUGCCGGUGCUACAACUGCCAGCACCAAUUAUGCCAACGACACCUACGCCAGCGCUACCUCUGCCAACGCCAAUUUUGCCGGUGCUACAACUGCCAGCACGAAUUAUGCCAACGCCACCUACGCCAGCGCUACCUCUGCCAACGCCAAUUUUGCCGGUGCUACAAUUGCCAGCACCAAUUAUGCCAACGCCACCUCCGCCAGCGUUACUUCUGCCAACGCCAACUUUGCCGGUGCUACAACUGCCAGCACCAAUUACGCCAACGCUACCUCUGCCAGCGUUACUUCUGCCAACGUCAAGCCCGACGCUGCCUUCGGCCCCUAUAUCCGGUCUGCCACGUGCCCGCCAGCAAUAAUGCAGCCGUACUGCCACACCAGCCCUUAUUCCUUAAAUCUUCUGCCAGCAAGCUACAUGCCUGCAGCGUCCAACCCACAAAUCACACCGCAGCUCAUCAAUCAAAAAGUUCAAAUAGCACCCAGCGCAAGCCAGGUACGUAAAAUUUUAGAUUUGCCAGAUUUUCAUGGCUCUCCCGAAGAGUGGCCUAUGUUUUCUGUGGCCUUUAAGGAAACCACGGAAAUGAAUUCAUAUUCGCGAUUGGAGAAUCUGUUACGUCUCCAGAAAGCCCUAAAGGGGAAAGCCAGACAACAGGUGGAGUCGUUGUUGAUCCACCCAUCCAGUGUAGAUGCGGCUAUGAAAACAUUAGAAUUUCAUUACGGUCGCCCAGAGCUACUUAUUAGAAGCCAAAUAGCGAAAGUUCGAGCGUUUCCACCCGUUACCGGAGGACGAAUCGCCGAUAUACUCAAUUUUAGCACAAUGGUAUCAAACUUAGCUGCCUUUCUAGAAAAUUCCGGUGCGGUACCACAUCUAAAUAAUCCAAUGUUGCUCGACGAAUUAGUCAGCAAACUGCCACUGAACAAGAGGGAAGAGUGGACUCGCCACAUCUUCGAAAUGCAAAAGCCAUAUCUCACUGUGCGUGAAUUUAGCAAUUGGUUGCAGCACACAGCCAUGUAUGUGUCCAUGGCAAUAGAUGUUAUGCCAACAAAGUAUAUGCCCAACGAUUUUGUGUGCUACAAACCUAAAAUGUCGUCCAAGCCCGUAAUGACUGUAACAAAAGAAGAAAAGAAGUGUUUAGUGUGUGACCAAAGCCAUAUUUUAAAUACGUGCUCAAAAUUUAAAGAUGCCGAUUGUUCGAAUCGCUGGAGUAUAGUGAAAAAUAAGCAUCUGUGUUUUUGUUGUUUGCAACCUGGUCACAGUGUACAGAAUUGCCGCAAGCGACGAGUGUGUGGUAUAUCCUCGUGUAAUAAAUUCCACAAUCGGUUGCUUCAUAGUUCCAGUGAUAAUAACAAAAACAAUAUUUCAUCUGCUGAUAAAGCUGUGGCAACUGUUCAAACUGUGUAUCAAAAUCCACAACAUCCACUCGCUCGAUCAAAUUCACCACAACGUAACAAAACACUCCUCAAAUAUUUGCCAGUCAAGCUGAAAGGUCCCAAAGGCGAAAUCAACAUUUUCGCUUUCAUUGACGAAGGCGCAAAAAUAUCCCUAUUGGAGGAAAAUAUAGCGAACGUUCUCGGCCUCAAAGGCAAAUCCAAUUUACUUCGCCUAAAGUGGAUAGGCAAUCAAAGCAUGAGCGAACAGUCGCGGCAAGUGUCACUUGAAAUUGCCGGCGCAAAUGAAGCAGCAACGAGUUAUGAAAUGAGGGGAGUGCGUACAACAAAAAAGUUGUAUUUGCCGCAGCAGACGUUGAAUUUGAACGACUUCAUACAACGUCACGAACAAUUGGCAAAUAUACCAAUCGCCGAUUACAAUAAUGCAGUGCCGCAAAUACUUAUUGGAUUGUCGCAUACAGAGUUAAUACGAACAAUAAAAACUGUGAAUUUGGACGAUGGCUUUGCAAUCCACAAGACAAUGUUAGGGUGGACAUUAUUUGGAUCGAACGAAUAUCGUUCGAGUGAGGGUACUAUUGGUCACGUCAAUAUUGAAAGCACCGCACAAUUGAAUGAAAUUAGUAAACAAAUAACAGAAUAUUUUGCAGCAGAAAAAUUUGAAAUAAAGCAAUUGCCAAGCGUUCGUCCAGAAGCCGAUAUUAGGGCGGAAAAGUUAUUAAACGAGACGACAAGGUUUGUAAAUAAUAAUAGAUAUGAAACCGGCUUGCUUUGGCAUAAAGAUAAUGUGAAAUUUCCCGAAAGUUUCAGUAUGGCCAUGAAGCGCUUAGAGCAAAUUGAAAUGAAAAUGGAACGGGAAAAAGACUACGGGGAAUGGUAUAAAGCAAAAAUCAACGAGUACAUCGAAAAGGAAUACGCAAAGCGACUUUCACCCGAUGAAGCUAAUGUAAAUGCUGAUCGCACAUGGUAUUUACCACAUUUCGCCACAUGUAAUGUAAACAAAGGAAACAAACGUAGACUCGUUUUCGAUGCCGCAGCAAAAAUAAAUAAUAUGUCGUUGAAUUGUGCCCUUAUGAAAGGACCGGAGGAGUAUCAACCAAAAUCGCUGUUGGCAAUAUUGUGUAGGUUUAGACAAGGCAAAUUUGCAGUAUGUGGUGACAUAUGUGAGAUGUUUCGCCGGAUUCUGAUUCGCCACGAAGAUCAAAAUGCGCAGCGCUUUCUUUGGAGAGGGGGCGAUCGAUCAAAACCGCCAGACGUUUACGUUAUGCGCGCCAUGAUAUUUGGAUCAAUUAGCUCACCAUGUUCUGCACAAUUUGUAAAAAACGUGCACGCAGAAAAAUAUCGUGAUGUAAAUGCAAGAGCCGUCAAUGCCAUUGUGGAUCGGCACUAUGUCGACGACUAUAUGGACAGUUUCGAUACUGUCGAAGAAUGCAUUAAGGUUACCAAGGAUGUCAUCGAUAUCCAUAGCCACGCCGGGUUCCAGUUAAGAGGGUUGACGUCAAAUUCGUACGACAUUCUGCAAGCUGUAUUACACAACGAGCAGCCGUGUAAGCAACAAAGAAAUUAUAUAUGCCAAGGGGAGAGUGCUACCGAGAAGGUGCUUGGAAUGCACUGGAACCCAAACAAAGAUUACUUUUUCUUCAAAUUGCUGUUUUCUAGAGUGCCCAAAGCAGUUUUAGACUGUAGUAGACGGCCAACGAAAGGUGAGAUGCUGAGCGUUACUAUGUCUAUAUUUGAUCCGCUAGGUUUCGCGUGUGGGUUGGUGCUGCGGGCAAAAGUUUUGAUGCAGAGCCUGUGGACCAGGAGUAUAGAUUGGCAUGAGCCAAACCCCGAAGACAUUUAUAAGAAGUGGUUGCAGUGGUACAAAACGUUGAAUACCAUCGAAAAUUUUAAAAUGCCAAGAUGUUAUGGCAUACAAUUUUUGAAUCCGAAUGCCGAUAUACAGCUACAUAUUUUUGUUGAUGCGAGUGAGAUCGCAUUUGCUGCCAUCGCCUUUUGGCGAAUUCAUCACGCAAAUAAUCCAGACAUCGUAUUCGUUGCUGGCCGAUCCCGGUGCAGCCCGCUGAAGCCAUUGUCCAUUCCGAGACUUGAGUUACAAGCAGCCGUCUUGGGAAUAAAGUUGAGGGAAGCCGUCAUCAACAGCCACGACGUACAGCCGCGUGAGUCAACAUUUUGGUCAGAUUCAAAAAUAGUUCUUCAGUGGAUAAGGUCUGACGCCAGGUGCUACAAGCAGUUCGUGGCACACCGUAUAGCUGAGAUCCUGCAAACAUCCGAAGCCAGUCAGUGGAGGUGGGUACCAGGUAAAGAAAACCCAGCUGAUGAUGCUACACGCAUAAAAACCUUUUCUCAAAAUGGUAAGUGGUUAAAUGGUCCGCCUUUUUUGAAAUUGCCUGAGCAUAGUUGGCCAGCCAUGCCAACCGAAUUUGAUAAUAGCGAAUGCCAAGAGGAGAGACGCUCCAAGCAAAUAUAUACGAUAUCGUCAGCGGAUAGAGUAAUUCCAUUUAAUAAGUAUUCAAAUUACUAUAAACUUUUAAGGGUGAUGACAUGGGUACGAUAUGCCAUAAUGAAAUUCCGUAAGGUUGAUGAACGUAGAAACGUAUAUGCAUCAAAGUUAAUUAUUGCGAAUGAGAUCAAACAAACUGAAUUACUGAUAUGCCUAUUAGUACAACAAGAUGUUUUUGCUGACGAAGUUGAAUCUUUGCGUAAAGGUGCGCCAAUUACGAAAUGCAGCUCUAUAUUUAAGCUAAGCCCGAUGUUGGACAAUGAGGGCCUUAUACGACUAGGGGGUCGGAUAGACUAUGCCGAAUGCGUACCAAUGUCAACAAAGCGACCAAUAAUAUUGCCAAGGAGUCAUCCUAUAUCACGUCUUGUAGCUAAGCAUUAUCACGAACUUUUUCAUCACCACAACUUUGAGUCAGCGUUGUGCGCCAUACGUCGAAAGUUUUGGAUUCCUAGUGCGCGCCGAUUAUUGAGGUCAAUUAAAGCUAAAUGCCAGAAAUGUAAAAAUUUAUCCGCUAUUCCCGAAUCACCACUUAUGGGCCAAGUACCGAGCGAUCGAGUUACGCCGUUCGUUCGUCCGUUCACAUAUUCAGGCGUUGACUACUUUGGGCCUGUCUUAGUAGCCAUAGGCCGUCGUCAAGAAAAACGUUGGGUUGCACUUUUCACGUGUCUAACUAUUAGAGCCAUUCACCUGGAACUAGCUAGGGACCUAUCAACAGAUGCUGCCAUAAUUGUCUGCCGUAACUUUAUAAACAGAAGAGGUGUACCGGUACGGCUCCGAAGCGACAUGGGGACAAAUUUUGUCGGCGCAAGCAAAGAAGAUUGGGUGAACGUUCAAAGCGGUAUGCAAUCGGAGUGUGAUCUUCGAGGUGUAGAGUGGGUUUUCAAUGCACCUGCCAAUCCAUCUGCCGGGGGCAUAUGGGAAAGAAUGGUAAGAAGCGUAAAACGAGUUUUGAUGUUCACGCUGAAGGAACGAGCGCCACAGUUGGAGACCCUGCAAAGUCUUCUGAUUGAAGCAGAAAAUUUAAUAAAUUCGCGUCCAUUAACACAUGUGCCGGUAGAGAGUACCGACGCCGAGCCUCUGUCACCCAAUCAUUUCUUGCUAGGCUGCGCGAAUGAUGUACAAACUCCACCGCUGUCAGAGAAGAUAUGUUUACGCAAGCAGUGGCACAUAGCGCAGCAGCUGAAGCAGACUUUCUGGAAGAGGUGGAUAUUGGAGUAUCUUCCUACCUUGACCCGGCGUACGAAAUGGUUUAAGAGGGUGAAGCCGAUAGCUGUAGGUGACAUCGUUAUAGUUUGCGACGACAACGAGAGCCGAGGCCAUUGGAAACGGGGUAUCGUAACAGAAGCAAAGCCAGCCCCAGAUGGUCAAGUUAGAUCUGUUUUAGUCAAGACGUCAACAGGAAUUUUACGGAGACCAGCGUCUAAAAUUGCAGUGCUCGACGUUGGUAGUGAUUCUCUCACCAGUGAUGCGAAUCACGGGGGGGAGGAUGUUACCGAUUAA